Messenger RNA from Micromonas pusilla CCMP1545, 2355 nucleotides. RefSeq lists its product as uncharacterized. The transcript is spliced from 9 exons. Gene Ontology annotation, biological process: establishment of sister chromatid cohesion; nucleobase-containing compound metabolic process. The annotation marks the transcript as partial. Gene Ontology annotation, molecular function: hydrolase activity, acting on acid anhydrides, in phosphorus-containing anhydrides; DNA binding; ATP binding. NCBI's taxonomy places the organism in Eukaryota, Viridiplantae, Chlorophyta, Mamiellophyceae, Mamiellales, Mamiellaceae. Gene Ontology annotation, cellular component: nucleus. The record is from RefSeq and is a predicted model, not a curated record.
UUCCCCGCGUUCCCGCACGUCCCGUACGACAUCCAGCUGUCGUUCAUGCGGUCGCUGUACGACGUCCUGCGGCGGGGUGGCAUCGGGAUCUUCGAGUCUCCCACGGGCACGGGGAAGACGCUCUCGACGCUGUGCGCGGCGCUGCAGUGGCUCGAGGUGCGCGCGCGGGGGGAGGCGGAAUUUCUCGCGGACGAGUGGCGCGACGACGCCGCGGGGAACCCCAACCCCGACGAUGACGUCUUCCGCGGCGCGCGCGCGGACGACUCGUCCUCGGACGACGACGGCGACGAUCCAAACGGGAACACGAAACGCCGUGGAAAGCGAAACGGCGCCGGCGCCGGCCCCGCGGACGGCGACUCGUCCGACGAAGACGCCGCGGCGCCGACGCAAGUCAUCUUUUGCAGCCGCACGCACUCGCAGCUCACGCAAGUCGUCGGGGAGCUCAACUCGACGUCGUUCGGAGGGCCGGAGGGGACGGUCAACGCGAUCGCGAUCGCGUCUAGAGCUCAGCUGUGCGUGAACCCGGAGGUUCGGUCCGUGGGCGUGUCGAACGCGCGACUCAACGAGCGGUGUCUGGAGCUCGGAAAGCCGACGACGACGAAAUCUUCUUCGUCCGCGACGGCGACGGACCCGGCGACGGGAAAGAAGAAGAAAAAAACCGCCGGGGGGUGUCCGUUUCUCAAGAACCGCCGCGCCGCGGUCGCGGAGCUCGCGGACGCCGCGCUGUCGCAGCCGAUGGACAUCGAAGACCUCGCGGCGCUCGGCGUGCGGCGCCGCGCGUGCCCGUACUACGCCGCCCGGCGCGCGUUGCCGCGCGCGGACCUGGUCUUCGCGCCGUACGCGUCGCUUCUGCACGCGGAGACGCGCGAGAGCCUCGGGAUCAAUUUGAAAGGCGCGGUGGUCGUCUUCGACGAGGCGCACAACCUUCAAGAGGCUGUCCACGGCGCGUACGGCGCCGUCAUCACCGGGUCGCAGAUCAAAGCGGUGAAAGCGAUGCUCGUGGCGUACGUGGAGCGGUUUCACAAGCGGCUCGCGGCGGGUAACCUGCGGCAUCUGCGGACGUUGAUCUCGCUCGCGAAGAGCAUGGAGAAGGCGCUGGAUCCGAGUAUGAUGCAUCAUAACGCUCGUAACGUAGGCGUUACCGGAAGCAGCAGCGGCGCUCGUACGAGCAGCGGCAGCGAGAUCAAGUGCCUGAACGACUUUCUGUUCGGCGUCGGCGCGGACAACGUGAACGUGUUCGCGCUGACCAAGUACCUGCGCGAGUCGAAAAUCGCGCAUAAAAUCGCGGGAUACGCGGAGAGCCGCAACGAGUCGACGAAGCGACCGCCGCGGGUGGGCGCGGUGCACGCGCUCGCCGCGUUCGUCUCCGCGCUCGCGUCGUCGGACGCCGACGGCCGCGUCCUCGUCGAGCGCGCGGGUGCCGUGGGGGGUGCCGACCAGGGUGCCGACCAGGGUGCCGACGGAGGCAGGUUGAAGUUCGUCCUCCUCGACGCCGCGGCGCGGUUCAAGAGCGUCGUCGACGAGUCGAGGGCGGUGGUGCUGGUCGGCGGGACGCUGUCGCCGAUCGACGAGCUCGCGCGCGCGCUUUUUCCCUCCGCGGCGCCCGUCGGAUCGAAAAUUGCAUCGGAAACGACGCUGAGCAGUCUGAGCCUGGGGCACGUCGUCCCGAAAGAGUCGUUACUUCCGAUCGCCGUCGGUAAAGGCCCCGGCGGCGUCCGAUUCGACUUCAGCUUCGGCAAACGCGACGCGUUCGACGUCGUCGACGAGCUCGGUCGGCUGCUGAUAAACGCCAGCGCGGUCACCCCAGGCGGCGUCGUCGUGUUCUUCCCGUCGUUCAAGUACGCGGACGACGUGUACCAGCGCUGGGUUCGAACCGGCGCGGUCGGUCAGCUCGCGAAGCACAAGGCGGUGUUUCGAGAGCCGAGAAAGGCGCGUUCUCCUAUUCACACUGGUUCCCGUACGACCCCGUCGGCGUGUAACCCUAAGGGCGGCGGCGGCGGCGGGCAGACGGGCGCGGUGAUGCUGUGCGUGUGCGGCGGAAAACUCUCCGAGGGGAUUAAUUUUAAGGACGACCUCGGGCGGCUCGUGAUCAUGGUCGGGCUGCCGUACGCGAACCCGGACGACCCGGAGCUCUCGGCGCGGAUGAAGCACCUGGACGCGAUGGACGCCGCGACGCUUGACGUUCCUCGCGGCCGCGCGUAUUACGAGGCGCUGUGCAUGCGAAGCGUGAAUCAGAGCGUCGGUCGCGCGAUUCGUCACGCGCGCGAUUACGCCGCGAUCUUAUUCGCGGACCACCGAUACGUGAACCCCGACGGCGCGAGCGCGCAGCUCCCCGGGUGGAUACGCCAGUCGAUG